Penicillium vulpinum is the source of this 4701-nucleotide messenger RNA. RefSeq lists its product as uncharacterized. The transcript has 4 exons. NCBI's taxonomy places the organism in Eukaryota, Fungi, Ascomycota, Eurotiomycetes, Eurotiales, Aspergillaceae. The record is from RefSeq and is a predicted model, not a curated record. The coding region runs from base 1 to 4701 and encodes 1566 amino acids.
AUGCCCGAGAAUGCUACUGAGGACGUUGGAGCGACAGGAGGCUCUGCAGCAUUUGCGCGUGCGCUGGAUGAAUAUAUCAACAAACCCCGAUCAACGAAGAGCAAAACACGACAAUUCUUCCAAAAAUUGCAGGAGCAACAACGCUCUGGGGUACCAAUAGCUGGUGCGAUCAAGAACGAUAUCAUCCAGUUGGAGCGCCAAGCGGACGACCGCACGGCAGCUCGUGCAGCUCGCAAAAUCUUGGGACCUGUAGUGCAAGUUCUGAGUGCUUAUUCAGGGAUCGUCGAUGUACUCGUCUCGGCAGACCCAAUGCCCACGGCUAUUAUAUGGGGCUGCUUGAGGUCUGCGAUUGAGGGCUCUAAGCGGUUCCUCGAGCUUUACGAUAAGAUAUCCGAUCAAAUCAAAAAAUUGAACACUCACCUCGUCGUGCUUUCCGAAUAUGAAGAACUAUUCGACCACUCAUCCACGAUGCGGGAGUUGUUGCAAACAUCGUACAUCGAUAUCAUUCGCUUUUGGCGACGGGUCGACAAGGAGUGUAAUCGCUGCGUGGCUAAUCGUGCCCUUCGAGCGAUGGCUAAGUUUAGCAUCGAGAAAAUUGAUGGGAUUGUCACAAGCAUUGCAAAUACUGCGGACAGCAUGGGCCGACUUGUACCUGUCGUUCAGGAGCGCGUGGACAGAGGGGAGCGUGAGAAUGCAGCCGAAGAGCGCCGACUUGCCGGUAUCGCCCGAGAGGAACAGAAAUUACUCCUCCAGAUGUAUGCGGAAGAGAUGGAAAAGCGUAAAGAAGAAAGAAAAAUGCAGAGGCAGGAAGAGGUGCGAAAGUGGCUGCGGGAUGGGACCUUGCCGCUCAACGGGAGCAAUUUCCGCCAUCGCGACAAUAAACUCGAGCGACGAAGCCCAGAUACUUGUGAUUGGUUAUUUGAGCAUCCCAUCAUGAAGGAAUGGAUGGAUAGCAGUAGCCCAACUUCCCAGCUAUGGGUGAAGGCUGCUCCAGGUGCUGGAAAGUCCGUAUUGACUGCAUACGCCGUUGAAAAGAUGAAUGAGAUCAGCUCUAACGGAUCGGCCGUCAUCUACCAAUACUUCACUUUUGAUGAAGAGUUUCCAUCUUUAUUGGUAUAUCGGUGUCUUGCUGAGCAACUUGUAAAUCAGCUGGGAAAACAGACCGGUGACAUCCCCAAGGACAUCCACAAAUUCACACAGGAAGGCGCGACAACUGCGAACGUGGAAGACAUCAAGCAAUUUAUCAAAUUGCUUGUAGACGAAAUGACCGUAACCUAUGUCUUUUUGGACGGCCUUGACGAGGAGUGUGAAAAGGAUGGUAGGAAGAAGGAGAUUUUCAAAGUUCUGGAAUUCUUGGGGGAAUUGAGCCGUACAACACCAAACCGCCUGCGCUGUUGGUACAGCUCGCAACAUCGCACCUGCCUUGACCCUCAUCUCAAAGGCCUUCCAUCAAUUCAUAUCACUAAGGACCUUAACAGCUGUGACAUCGAGAGGUAUCUGUCACAGAGGAUCACAGAUUUGGACAGCUUCGAACUUGAUGCAGGGUAUACAAACUUGGUUCUUAGAGAUCUACGCGAGAAAGCUGAUGGAUGCUUUCUGUGGGCUUCAUUGAUGUUAGAGUCAAUGUCAGAUGCUGUAACGCUAGGGAUGAUUCAACAGGUCAUUAAGGAUGGGCUCCCUGAAAGUUAUGAGAGGUACUACCAGCGAAAGAUGGAAAGCAUCCAGCCUGCUCUGAGGGAAUUUGUUUCAAUCCUUCUUGCCUGUAUCGUACACGCGAAACGGCCUCUACGGUUGGACGAGCUUUGUGAAUGUACAGCCAUGGUGAAAGGUUAUGAAGGACAUGAUAUUGAUAGGAGCCAGAAGAUUGUCAAGAAAAGCAAAAUUCUGGAGCUUUGUCAACCUCUUGUUCAAGUCCAUGAGACUGAGGGCCCAGAAGGAAAAAUUGCGAUUUGCACUCUCACGCAUGGUUCUGUCAAAAGCUUUCUCCUCAAAAACUCUGAAAUUCUGAUAGGCAACUCCAACCCGCCAGCAUAUUCUCUCACGAACGAUGUAAUGGCAAAUAUUUGCCAAAAGUAUCUCUUGCAGCCACGUUAUCAGCGCUUGCUUGCCAGGAAGGGCGAGACAUUUGUCGACUGUGUUGAAGAUGACAUUAUGAACCACCAUCUUCUUUCUUACGCUGCCAAAUAUUGGGAUAAGCAUUUGGACGACGUCGGUUACUCAUCGGAAUUUGGCGAAAAGGCCUCCAGGCUCAUUACUAGCCCCCAGUUUUUUACUUUAUUGCAAAUACAAAGUCUAUUCAUUGACGGCCAGUUUCGCUUUUGGUAUGAUGGCUCACGCCCCUGGGCUGGGAGACAUAUUAAACGUGUUUUCCCUUACUGGCUGGAAAGUAAUUGCGACGAGGCAUUCGCAAGAGACUACGGGGCUUUUGUCGGAGAAUGGGGACCUUUGCUGGACGGCGAGACUAGCUUCAUGGGCGCCUACCAAGGUGAAAUUGACAGAUGUUUCUUUGGCGCAUUGGGAUCCCACAACUACCUCAACAAGGGUCCUAGCCGAUACAAGAGUUUGAUGUUCUCCGCAGAUGAUGAUAGCCAUAUUGAAACACCCAUUCGGUGCUUCGAAGGUGUUGAUGAGACAGGAAAAUUGCUGACAGUGCUGAAACUGGUGAAAUUAGAACGUGAAAGACUGGAGUUUUGCUGCGAGCAUUGGUGUCUGAAUGGUCGUCAGUCUAAGCUUCAAACAGUUGAAACCCUGUACGCGUCCUCCUCAAUGUGGCCUCUCUAUGAAUACCCCUUGGCUAAGGAGGUUCCUGGUCGACCUCGCCUGGUUUCAUUUACCAAGGACUUGCAAUUCAUGCGCAUUGGAUCCCAGGUGUUCAUCAAAGGAGGUGAUCAUAAAUAUACGCAACUUUCUAUCCUUAAUCCGGAAGAAGAUUACUUUGAUGAGAUGGCCAGCGAUGGUAAUUUUAUUGCCGUGGGAACAAGACGACCUCUCUCCAUGGGUGACGUCAAAGUCCCAGAGCAAAUGGUUGGCGAAGAGGGGAUAAUUGAUUAUGCCGAAAUCGUGAUUCAGGAAUUGGAAGAAACCGUGGAAGAAUUGGACCAACGCACAAAAACAGGUUCAAAUUCGACCCCGAAUACUACGCAGCCAACGAGUAUAUUUACGAAAGAUCAUGAAAAUGACAGCGAUAGCGGCAUGGGCACUAGUGAUACCAGUGUCCUGUCUGCAUUAGUAUCGACGCUGGAAGAGCCUGAAAAUUUGAACCAAACAACACAGAGAGAAAAAGCCUUGGAGCUCGCAACAGCGCAGUCAGGUUGUACAGAUGACCUGUUAGAAGAAUCUUCCGAAUAUGCCCACAACUCGGCCUAUACUUCCUGGACUGAAGGAUCCACUGAUAUCAUGUCCGAUGAGACGGAAGAUGAAGAGCAAUGGAAUGAUUGGGAUCAUGAGAAGUUGGCUCUGGAAGAGCUCGACAUUGAGGACAGAGGAAGCUUUAUCGGGAGCGACGGCAACGCAUCACUGCUCGAUGCUGGUGUGGAAAGUGUUCUUUCAGACUCAGAUGAUGAAAGCGACGGAUUGAAUGAUAGAGAUGAUCUGAUGCCAGCAGUUAGCGAUGCGGAUAAUGCUGACGUCGAAAGUAUGGAUUCUGCGACGACAUAUAGUUUGUCUGACAACGAAGACGACUCGGAAAAUGAAGACGGCGUUCAAUUCGAAAAUUUGAUGAUCGGCAACAAAACUAUCAAGGCUGAGGGGACUCGCCGCACAAGCAUUCGGGUGUAUGACGCUACCAGAAAGGAACAGAUCCCCGUCUUCCAUUUCACCUGCUUUAUCAAGAGUAGUCUGUUUGACUCGCCUCCGGUCUUCCAUCCAUCCAAACCCCUUUUGGUUUGGCCCCUUGGUGAUGGGGAGGUUCUGUUUGCCAACUAUCAGUACAACACCUACUUCACACGCGACCUAUGUCGAACUGGAUAUCGCAGCUGUCACAUCUUUGUCAAGGCAUAUUUCUCGCGUGACGGUCAUCACGUCCACUUUGCAGCAUUGGAGGCUCGCGAGAAUGUCAAAAAGAAUAAGAAUGAUGAGUCGCCGUCUAUGCUGCUCAGCCUCCAGGUAUCGACUCACAGACUGUCAGUGCGAAAGACAACCAACAGUCCACCUCUACUAAUCUUCCGAACAACCCUUGAGCUCGGCAGCACCUCUAAAUUAUCUGUUUCAAAGCUACCCUACUUCCUCACUUGGACUGACAAGCACCUUUUCUUCACGACCAGUAAUGACAGACUCGAUCUCAUCCGAAUCCCUCUUUUCCGCCCGACAGCAAACACUAGCUCGCCUAGCACAGCGAGCCUUGAUGUAUGCUACCUGAAGAAUCCAAUAUUCCUGCCACGGUCGGUGGAAUCACGGGACAUGUACUUCUUCCCAGCCCAGAAAAGCCCACAAACGACGUCGAGCAAGAAAACUGCAAACAAGUCCGCUAUGUUGAUACUUGGAUCACACUGCUGUCUUCCGAGCCAGGGUGUGAUAGUGCCCAGACACAUCUGUCAUCUUCCAAUUGCCGUUUUGCUGCGCGAAGAAGACGACCUAGUCUGGACGUGUAAGCCGAGUACCGAUGAGACGCAAUAUACCAACCCUGCGAGUGGGAGGCUGAAAGGGAAAUUUGAGUCUUUUGACCACGAAGAAGACUGUGAUAUUGUGCCGUACCUAUUCUGA